GCGUUACUCAUUUACAGAGGGAUCGGGGGCCCCGACCAACCUGCGAGUGAUACCAGCGGCUUUUGCGCAAGGCGCCUGCGCUUUCGGGGGGGGAGGAAGAGCCGGACCCAGAAGGCGCAGCCACACGCCUCCCACCUCCCCCCUCCCUUUUUUUUCCGCCUUGAAGGGGGAACCGGGCUGCCCAAAUCUCUCCCCCCCGCCUCCCCGUCCCUGCAGAAGAAGCCCUGCCGGCGAGCAAGGGGGUUUCAAAGGCCCGGGAGCUCUGCCUUCCACGAUCCGAGAUCCAGCCGCGGCCAAGCAAAGCAGAAUCCGCCCUUUGCGCUCGCUUCCCGGGCCGCAGACGCCGCUUCCAGGUCAACGGCGGCCUUGACGGCCCCGGGAUCUUACACGGGUCACCCCGGCCCGAGGUCCAAAGAAGUCACCAUGCCUGUCAACAUGAGAGAUGUGAUGCAGCUCCUCUGCCAUAUUUCUGAAGAGCGAAAAAUGAAAGCUGCCUUCAAGCACUCCGGACGAGGCGCCUUGGUGGUGGGAACAACGGCUUUCUUCGGAGGUUUGAUGGCAGGCCCACCUGGCAUUGCUGUCGGAGGUGCCAUUGGUGGCUUGCUUGGGGCCUGGAUGACCUCCGGACAGUUCAAGCCCAUUCCUCAGAUUAUCCUGGAACUGCCACCUGCGGAGCAGCAGCGGCUUUACGAAAACGUCUGCGCCAUUAUUCAGAAUCUGGACUGGACCGACGUAGCCCAGCUCACAGCCUUGGUCAUGGCCAACGGUGCCCUUCAGGAGAAAUUGCUUGGAGUCCUGACAAACUAUAUCACUACUGAACUCAGAGGGGAGAUCCAGUAUGGAAAGUAGACUCUGAUGUUUGUGUUUCAGGGGGUUGUGAGUGCCCUUAAUACCCUUUUCUCUGGUGUUUUAGAUUUCUCAAGAUCACAGUUUUUAUAAGGAAUGACAAGGUGUCAACUGUGCAUUUUUUUUCUUUUACCCCAAAUAAUCUUUUUGGGGGAAACAAACAAGGCAAGCUUUGGUUUGCUCGUUCUGGUUUUUUUCUUUUUCAUAAUUAGUUCCUAUUUCAAUAGCCAAGGGUGGAUCAAUUUGAGCCUCAAUGUUUAUUGUAUUUAUUUGAAAAUCUAUUUAUGCCACCCCAAAAAUUCCUUGUGGCAUUUGGAAUGCCUUGCUGAGUAAGUACCUCUGUUUCAUCAGACCUUCUAAGCAGCUGCCUCUGUGAAUGAUGCUAUCAAAGAACGUGCCACCAUUGCGUCCUUGCAUUGUGGUCAAGGAUGUAACAUUGACAUUUGCACUAUAAUGACAUCACCAUUUGCUGCUCUUUGAUGUGCAUCAUUCUAGAUGGAUAAGGAUGAUACACUGCACAGGUGCCAGCCUUUCCUGCCCAGUUACAAUGGUUGGAUUUAUGACCAAUUAUCCUACCCAAAUAUAUUCUUUGGCUGGAGAGAGAGAGACAGGCUGAUGGUUAACGUAUCUUCAGGAUGCCAAGUUGGAGAAACCUAAUGUAGAUAACGGCACUGUGGUUGAGGUACGUGGUGUCCACUUGGCCACAUUAGAAUGAUCAACGUCAAAUUACUUGGAAUUUCUUAGAUGGGGAGCUUCACUUCUCCACAGGACAUGUUACUUCUCUUGCUGCCUUAAUUUUGAGAGAGUGAAGGAGUGAAAAGUUGAAAUAGUCCGGAGCCAAAAAUGUAGCAGAUGAUUCAUCUUAGGUAUUCCUCCUGAAGAUAAAAUGCAAAUAAAGCUGAAUUUUUAAUGUGUGAACA
Messenger RNA from Notechis scutatus (mainland tiger snake), 1766 nucleotides. RefSeq names its product chromosome 9 C19orf12 homolog (gene C9H19orf12). Lineage: Eukaryota; Metazoa; Chordata; Lepidosauria; Squamata; Elapidae. The record is from RefSeq and is a predicted model, not a curated record.